CAGCUCUGUUGUACACUCACAACACAAACCAGCUAGUAACUUCUUUCUCUUCAGUGUCCAUCCUAUUCAUGAUUACACCAUGCAGUGUCCACCUGGGCUCUUCACAAAAAUUUAUUGAAAUCGGUCAAUGAGGGCAGCAGACAAAUGUUGGCAAAACUGUUACGUCAUAGGAAGGACUCGACUUUCCAGUCCAGAAUUCAUUGUUCCAGCAAGAAAGUUGAUACUAAACAAACAUCAGCAAUUACAGCUAUCGAAUAGCCAAUGACAAUAUUUCACAUUCUUCCAGUUUUGUGCUCCCUGGCCAGUGAUGAAUUUCUAGAUCCCAAGCUCUUUGACAAGGAUUCCCCUUUAUUGUGGAGCAACUCCAACAAAUUUCAUCCUAUAAUUCGUCUGUAUAACCCAGAGAAUUCUCUGAUACAAGAAGAGUACUGUAUAAGUCUCUGUGUACAGCCGUCAGCAGCACAAGCCAUUCCUGGUAUGAGUGUGGUGAGUUCAACCUUUGAAUCUAUUGACAAGGAUUCUAAUGUCCAGAAAAAGAUUAUUCCUUGGCAAGAUACACUGAUGCCUGGAUUUGAUGAUGUCAUUGGGACAGCAGGGCAGGAGAAGGGAUCAAGGAAGGAUAGUCUGAUACUUGUAGCAUCACUCAUAGACAAGGCACCAAAUCUAGGAGGUCUGUGUCGUACAAGCCAGAUAUUUGGUGUAUCAACACUGGUUGUUGGCAACCUCCGAGUAACUACAGACAAAAUAUUUCAAACACUGAGUGUCACUGCUGAAAAAUGGCUGCCCAUCAUAGAGGUCCCAGUGAGUGAUUUGGCAUCUUAUCUCCAAGCAAUGAGGCACAAGGGCUACACACUGGUAGGAGUUGAACAGACUGCCAGAAGUCAAUGCCUUACCAAGUAUCAAUUCCAAGAAAGAACACUUCUACUGCUUGGACAUGAGCGCACUGGCAUUCCUGUGGAGUUGAUCCAGUUGCUGGACGUGUGUGUGGAGAUACCCCAACAAGGAAUCAUUCGCUCACUCAAUGUCCAUGUUAGUGGUGCACUAUUAGUGUGGGAAUAUAGAAGACAGCGACUUCUUGCACAGUCCACCAAGUGAGUGGGUGCAGCAGUACUUGUAUUUGAAUGCAAAAGCACAAAUGAGUGGCAGUAUCUAUUGUAACACGGGGCUGGUCCGGUCCUUUACAUGCGUGAACUGGUUCUCCAGUAAGAAACCUUUACUUACGUGUAGCAUCGGGUACCAGUUUCCAGGUAGUGCUUCGCCACGACGCCACACGGCGUGGUGCGGCCGGCCACUUAUACCAUUGUUGUCUACUGUUGCGUUAACAAGUACAUGUAGGUGUAUUUGAAGUCUUUGUUUCAUUCAUUCCAAUUACAUUGAUAAAUAUGAUUCUAAAUUUAUUAAAAAGUUACAGGUUAGUAUAUGUACAUUGAAUACUAAUCCAGUGCAUAUACUGUACUGUACAUGUACAUUACAUUACCGUAGACUGUAUAACAAUGCUUGCUGGUGCAUGACGCCAGGCUUGCGCUCUAUGCAGGGGAUAACAUGAGGUUCACCGUAAGACAGGGUUUUUUGGAGAGUCCCUUUGAGUUCUUAUUAACCGUGUUGGACUGUAUAUGCAUGACCUCCGGCAUUGCAUGCAAAUGCACACUGGCUUGUUCUGCACAUUCUGAAGAGCUAGCACUAUCAACAGUAGUUAAGUUUACAAAUUUUGUGAAGAGGUAAUGUGGAAACGUACUGGUAAAUUUUCAACAAAUUCCUUAUUCAAAUACAUGUAUUUUUAUAUGUAGUUAGAUCAAAUCAGUCAUGGUUUUAAUCAAGCAGAAUUUGUAGAAGUGUUUUGAAACAGAUAUUGACAUUUUUAUCUUGUGAUGUAGUAAAAAUAGCCUUCUGAGGUGCUGGAAUCUUGUUUUACUACACCACUUGAGGCAGUCAAUAUUUGUAUACUAUACUGCAUUUCAUGUCCAUCUCCAUCGUAUCGACAGCUUCUCAAACUACCGAUAUUGUUGGUCAAGUGGUUUAAACUGCUUGAAGAAUGCCUGAGCCUUGUGGAGAAUCAGUGAACAGAGUACUGAAGUGUGACAUCAUGUCAACCAGGGAAUGUUGUACAAAUGAAUAGUGUACAUGUACAUGUACGUGUUGGUUCACAUGUUGGUCCGUGCACUAAUGCCUUUUACACAGAUAAUUGUGUACGUUACAUGGUCACUGUGCUACUCUAUAGCAGAUCAUCCAAAGAACUUACCAGUAGAAUUUACAUUUCAGAAGUAUUACUCAGCACUUGGUGGCAAGUGAAUUGAGCAAGUUGUGUGUUUGGGUUGCACAUAAUUAAAGGUAUUUGAAUACCAUAGCAACAUUGGGAGACUGAAGUACAAUUUCCAGAGAAAAAAAUUCAUCUGGAUCUCUUUAUUACUACAGAAGUGGAAUGUCAGAUUUUUUAAGUCCAAAAUACUUAAAGUGAAACAAGUCUGGUUUAAUUGACGUGGAUGCUCACAAUCACAUGUACAUGUAGCAAUGCAACGUCAGAGCAAUGAUACUAUUUAAUGAACAGAACUUUAACAGCUUUUAAUUUGUUCAGUCAAGCUUACUAAAUUUACCUAAACACAUUUACAUACUUGUUGCUGAUCUGUCAAUUUAAUCUUUGUAAUUAUUAUCAACAGUCUGAAUUAGCUUGAAAAACUGAAAUAAAUCAUGACGCCAUGAUGAUCACAUUCUAGAAGGUGGUAUGCUUGGGGUUAUAUUAACCAGCUAUAAGCUGGAAGAAGCACAACAUUUCCCAUAUGUGACAACAACUCCACUCUCUAAUACUUAUUCUCUGUAGAUCACCAGAGUCAAGUAUUUCUUGACAUACCAAUCAUACAUGUAAGUACAUGGUGGGGGUGACCCUGGCCUCCCAGCCCCCCUCUUCUUGUUUCAGCAGAAUCAAAACUUCUGCAAGGCUAACUGAGAAAAUGUCAUAAAGUGUUGAAUUUUAGCAACCACUGUUCCCUUUCAGCUUGGUAAAUACACAUACACCAGACUCCCAUUUUGCCACUGUUGUUCAAACUCCCUUUUCACAUCUACAGGGACCUCACGGCCUGGAAAAGUUAUGGAAUUUUGUAAAAAUGAUAAAAAUAAAGGAAAAGUCAUGUAGUUUUUCAAA
Molecule: messenger RNA, 3136 nt
Organism: Acanthaster planci (crown-of-thorns starfish)
Lineage: Eukaryota; Metazoa; Echinodermata; Asteroidea; Valvatida; Acanthasteridae
Gene: tarbp1
Product: TAR (HIV-1) RNA binding protein 1
Biological process (GO): tRNA methylation
Molecular function (GO): tRNA (guanine) methyltransferase activity; RNA binding
Source: RefSeq, a predicted model, not a curated record